AUGUCACUGAUAAACGCUGCGAUCGAUGAAAUUGGGAUGACCCCAUUCCAAUGGAAGCUCUUUUUCUUCAACGGGUUCGGGUAUGCAGUGGACUCGCUUCUGAUUGUUUGCCAAUCAAUUUCGCAGCCAGCUGUAGACCUGGAGUUUGGGCGACCAGUCAAACAGAUUGCUGGUGUCGCACUCGCAUCUCAGGUUGGACUGCUAGCAGGCGCCGCGAUUUGGGGUUUCACUGCGGACAUCAUUGGGCGGAAGCUAGCGUUUAAUACAAGUCUUUUCAUCUGCGCGGCUUUCGUUUUGAUCGCCGGUAGCAUGCCGGACUACUACUCUUUCUCCACCAUGGUGGCCAUAUACUCGGCCGGUGCUGGCGGAAACUAUAUCUUGGAUGCGACCAAUCUUUUGGAGUUUUUGCCCGUCAAGAAUGCCUGGCUUGUCACAUUCAUGUCCAUUUGGUGGGCUGUCGGUUAUACCGUAACCGGUCUGUUCGCAUGGGCGUUCAUGAGCAACUUCAGUUGUCCCUCGACCGCCACCGGACCUGCUGACUGUCUCAAAUCGGAGAACUGGGGCUGGAGAUAUCUCCACUUCACUUCCGGCAGCCUUGUUCUCGUUCUCAGUUUAGCGCGUGUGCUCUUUGUCCGUAUGAAGCAAACACCGCGUUGGCUUAUCGCUCAGAACAGAGAUUCGGAUGCGUUCCAAGUUCUCCAAGAUCUUGCGAUUCAAUACCAGCGUCCAUUCUCUCUUCGUUUGGAAGAUCUCGAGGUCCAAGGCAGGGUACUACACACAGAGAUGUCGAAGUGGUCUUCACUUCGUCUAUGGAAGCAUGUAGGAGGCCUCUUCGAGACCAAGAUCCUCGCAUGGUCGACCAUUGUAAUAAUCGCCAAUUGGUUCGUGAUUGGGAUGGUUAGCCCUCUAUACUCGACCUUCUUGCCAUACUACCUCGCGAGUCGGGGAGCUGAUGUAUACGGUACACCUUCUAAUUACACCACGUGGAGAAACUACGCCAUUAAUCAACUUGCGGGAUUGGGAGGUCCGAUCAUUGCUGGGGUCUUGGUUGAGAUGAAGUUCUUUGGGAGACGAGGCACCCUUGCUAUGGGCGCGCUUCUCACCAUGGUGCUGCAAUUUGGCUACACUCAAAUUCGCACUCCAGCUCAGAAUGUUGGUGUGAGCGCAGCAAUCACUGCCGCAUCAAACAUAUAUUACGGCACAAUAUACGCUUACACACCCGAAAUCUUGCCAAGUGCGCACCGCGCUACUGGUUACGGUCUUUGUGUCGUGCUGAACCGUGUUGGUGGUAUCAGCGGUGUUUUGAUCGGUAGUUACGCCAACGUUCAGACGACAGCACCGCUCUUCGUCUGCGCUAGUCUUUUUGGACUCCUGGUGGUAUUGAGUCUUUUGCUUCCAUUCGAAACGAGGGGCAAGCGGAGUGUCUGA
Molecule: messenger RNA, 1428 nt
Organism: Paraphaeosphaeria sporulosa
Lineage: Eukaryota; Fungi; Ascomycota; Dothideomycetes; Pleosporales; Didymosphaeriaceae
Product: MFS general substrate transporter
Exons: 4
Coding region: 1-1428 (475 amino acids)
Biological process (GO): transmembrane transport
Molecular function (GO): transmembrane transporter activity
Source: RefSeq, a predicted model, not a curated record